Messenger RNA from Perkinsus marinus ATCC 50983, 186 nucleotides. RefSeq lists its product as hypothetical. The record is from RefSeq and is a predicted model, not a curated record. The transcript has 2 exons. Bases 1 to 186 code for a protein of 61 amino acids. NCBI's taxonomy places the organism in Eukaryota, Perkinsozoa, Perkinsida, Perkinsidae.
AUGGCCUCUGGCAUGGUCAGAGAGUCGGGUCGGCCCCAUCAACCUCAGGAGAUAGAGCGAACCUUUCAGGAGUUUAUGACAGAGUCUUCAGUGGACCGUUUCAAGAUAAAGUCUGCCAUUCGUGAAGUUGUCCCGUUCUCCGUCCAGCAGAUAGUUGACUGCAGUCAACCGUACAAUAACAAGUGA